This is a messenger RNA of Trichoderma asperellum CBS 433.97, 771 nucleotides long. NCBI's taxonomy places the organism in Eukaryota, Fungi, Ascomycota, Sordariomycetes, Hypocreales, Hypocreaceae. The record is from RefSeq and is a predicted model, not a curated record.
AUGAGUCUCCCAUUGUCUUCCGACGACAAGAAGCGCUACACCGCCCUCAUUGAUGACAUCCUCUCCACCGCCGACCUCGAGACCAUCUCGCGCAAAAAGGUCCGCCAGGCCUUGGAGGCUGCUCUGGGCGGCAAGGACUUGAAGGAACGCUUCGAUGCCGUCUCUGGCGCUGAUGCCGGAGAUGCUCCUCCCUCACCUCUGCCCGACGCAUCCAGCAACAAGCGGCCAGCCGCCAAUGGCACCUCUGACUACGACGAUGCCUCCGCCUCUCCCGAGCCGGCCAAGAAGAAGGCCAAGCGGUCCUCGUCCAUAGAAGAUGCCGACGCCCGCCUGGCUGCUCAGCUCCAGGCGCAGGAAAACAGACUGGCAAGGAGCCGCACCACCCGCGGCGGAGGUGACAAGGCGCGGAUGGCAAAGAAGAAGAAGGCUCCCCGCAAGAAGAGCGCCAAGAAGGUCGGAGAUGAUGACGACAGCGAGGUUGAUGCCAGCGGAGACUCUGCCAAGAAGCGUAAAGCCGGCGGUGGUUUCCAGAAGCCCUUCAACUUGAGCCCUACCUUGUCAGAACUAUGUGGUGAAACUCAGCUUUCCCGUCCUCAAGUCGUCAAGAAGCUAUGGGAGCACAUCAAGGCAAAUGACCUUCAAGAUCCCAAAGACAAGCGCCAGAUUCGCUGUGACGAGAAGAUGAUGGCCGUGUUCAAGCAGGCCAAGGUUGACAUGUUCCGGAUGAAUAAGGAUAUUGGAAGCCAUCUCUACCCCGUUGGAGAGGAGUAA